Molecule: messenger RNA, 1557 nt
Organism: Hibiscus syriacus
Lineage: Eukaryota; Viridiplantae; Streptophyta; Magnoliopsida; Malvales; Malvaceae
Exons: 6
Coding region: 464-1045 (193 amino acids)
Source: RefSeq, a predicted model, not a curated record
AUCUAUCUCUAAACAUGCCGUUCCUAAGGUGUUAAUUGCAUUUCUUUCUUCCUUUCUCUCCAAAAGACCUUUUUGCGCUUUCUUAGUUUCAUUUUCCACGGAAAUUUCCAGGGAAAGGAUUUGGAAAAUAAAGGUAUUGCUUUUUUUAAAAAAAAUUUGCAGGAAUUUAAGUAAUUUUUUUCUUGGAAUUUUGGUUUUUUACUUUGGUGAUUUUAGAUGCAAUCCUCUGGUUACCUUCCCACUUGGAUCUCUGCCGUUUUUUCCUGCAUGGGGAAUCUUUUGGGUUAUGUUUAGUGCUUACUUGUUGUAUAAGCGAACUACAAAAUGAGACGUGCAGACUAGGGGGAACACUUUGGGGGACUUCGAUUCUAGGGGCAUUCUUUGCUUGAAGCAUUGGGUACCUGAUUGCAUGGCACAAGAGUUUUUGUUUUGCUUUUGAGAUUUGGGUUCUACUACGGGAGGUAUGGAUCCUAGGUGUUGUUUAUUAGCCCAGACCGAGAGAUGUUUCGGGCAGAAACCAUUUUGUUCUUUUGUUUUGGAUUCUGGAGCAUUUUUGCGUGCUCUAGCACUCCGGCUAAUGGGAGCACUCAAGGCUAAAUGCAAAUCUCUUUUCAGAAGCAGAGGUUGUUUUGGGUGCUUCACGAAACCCUCACUGAUUACCGGUGUGGAAGAUCCAUCUCAAAGGGAGCCGGACCAGAAAGCUAGCUUUUCUGAUGAUUCCUGGAAUAGCAGUGCAUGCGAAAUGGAAUAUAGCGGAGUCCUGUCCCUUUCAGCGAACAACAACGCAUCAAAUCUUGAUCCUUCUGGCAGCACAACUCAACUAUCUGAUUUUAUAAAUCACGGUCUUCUUCUUUGGAACCAAACAAGGCAACAAUGGCGUGGAAAUAAGAAAACUGAAAAUAGGGUGCUGCCUCGAGAACCCACGACAAAUUCGAAUACAAUCUACGAGAGUUUACAUGGGGAUUAUAAGCCAUUCCCCCACCCGAUUCCGCUUUCUGAAAUGGUGGAUUUGCUAGUUGAAAUUUGGGAGCAAGAGGGCUUAUAAAAAUUAAGCUGGAUGAUGCAAACAGAGCUACAAGAUUGGAAGAGGAAAUACUUUUUCUCAGAAUUUUCUGGGAUUGUCCGUUGAAUUGUCCUAUUCUCUUCUUCUCUGCUGGAUUGUUCUUCAAUAAAAUAUAGUUUACAACAAGUCCCUUUCAGAUUGGCAAGAAAAAAAAUUACACUGUUUCCAGUAAUUCUCUGUUAGUUUUCUUGGCGUUUUUGUUGGUCCCAGUGCGGUAUUCAUCAAUAACCCCUUAAAAGCGCCUUAUGUGCAGCCCACUGUAUCUCAAAACACCAUAACAGUUGUCCGAUGCCCAAUGUGAUCAAACAUCAACAGCACCUCCUGUCUCCUGGCUCCAGUUGUAUCAUCAGUGGAUAUUUACGCAACUCACGACAACAUCUACUACUUUUACACGUGAAAAGACAAAACACCAGAUUACAUGUAUGAAAAGGUUAAGGUAAAGAUGUGGUUUUUUUAAAGGUUAAAUCCAUGGCAGUUUACCUUAUAAGGUGUUG